CCACCAUGACCGCGGACCCUUCGGCAGCUCCCCGACAGCCUCCCCACGGACCAUGUUCCAUGCCUUUUUUAGAUCUACAUUACCAGUUCUGCCACUGCUCCUUGUUCUGUCUCCAGUGAAUGCAUCUACUUGUGCAAUGGGAAAUAGAACUGAAAUCCGUGUGAAGUAUGAGAAUAUACUAAGUCACGACAUCAAUGAGCUGGUAAAUAUGUCUGCAGAGGAUCGUGACAGGUGCUGCAAGAAUAAAAAAUAUGGAAAUAUCAAAGUGUUUUUCUGCAAUGAUACUGAGGAAAUAGAAUCACUACAGAGCAUGGCGUGCAAUAUGCUCAGGUUCUAUAACAAGCGGAGAAUCAGCAAAGCCUUUAGAGAGAAAGCAGCAUUCGUCUCUUGUGGGACAUUACAAGUUCUACAGUGUAAAUGUAGAACUAAAAGAGAAAAGGUUUGCCUAGAGGUAUUUAGUAUAGAAGAUACAGAGACAGGUGAACAGUCCAAAAAGAAAUGUAACCAAGAAGUUUGUGAACUGAAAGAAAAUAUAUCUAGCCUUCGAUCCUGCUGGAAUAAAUUUGAAAAAGUAAUUUUCAGGUGAUUCCAGGUGAAUCCUUCUCUUUUCUUUUGAAGUGGCAUUACUUGGUAUAUUUGCAUUUUAUAUGCAUUCUUCAAGUAACCUUGCUCGCUUAUAUGAACACUUUAUGCCAGAAUUCUGAUGGAAGGCUACUGUACUUUGUUCCUGAAGAUGACAGAAAUAGCUGAACCAAGCUGCUGAAGUCCAAGAAGUGGAAAUAGAAGACCAGCAUUUGAAACAAAGAACUCUGCAGAACUCUGUGUCCAACCUUUGUGCUAUGGAAACUACUUUGAAUUUCUGAUUUUUCAAGUAACUUUAUAAUACUGUCAUAUGAAAGCAGCCACUUACAUGUCUGCUGGAAUUUAUAAAAACAUCUUGGAAUCUACAGGUAAAGAAAAGAGUAUGAAAAAGUAGCUGGUUUCUUUUUAUCUAUGCAAAAUGCAUCAAGGACCAAAAGUAACAAUUUACCAAAGCAGCAGCCUAUCUUGGAUAUGUUCUCCUGACACAGAAGUGUUUUCAGUGUGCAUCUGAUGGGUGUGCUAUCUGAUUUGGAAAAACAGAGAAAAAGUUGGCUUUUUGAAAAACUUUGGAAGGGUACUGAUUUUUGAGAGAUGCAGCAUGCUUCUGCUGGCUGAAGCACAGGCAAAACUGAAUCUUGUGGAAGAAGAAAAAGGAGAUGCCUGAAUAUAAGUUGUUUAGUUGACUGGAAACAGCACUACACUCAUGUAUUUGAUCAAUCCAGAGUUAGCUGCAGGAGGAGCUAGAACUCUUUAGCUUCAGAUUGUGAUUUCUCAUAUGCAAUUAUUUUAUAUAACAUGUUUUAAGAUGUUAGGCAAAAAUGACUUAAAAUGUGUGAAUAUUGUCAGAGAAUAAUAUAUUGGCAUUUAACUAAUAAAGUGCUCGUAUUUAAUUUUGAAUAAA
This is a messenger RNA of Sturnus vulgaris (Common starling), 1483 nucleotides long. RefSeq names its product interleukin 7 (gene IL7). NCBI's taxonomy places the organism in Eukaryota, Metazoa, Chordata, Aves, Passeriformes, Sturnidae. Gene Ontology annotation, biological process: immune response. Gene Ontology annotation, molecular function: growth factor activity; interleukin-7 receptor binding. Gene Ontology annotation, cellular component: extracellular region. The record is from RefSeq and is a predicted model, not a curated record.